CCGUCCGCCCCAGAUCAACGGUUCCUAGGUGGUUACUCACGGGUGAGUAACAAAGGGUUACUCACCCUAUCCUAAGCCCAUCAGUGGCCCAGUUUCUUUAGCUUUGGAUCCCCCUCAACAUUUUGGGCUUUUCUUUGGAAGUAUUGUUUCAGCAUCCCCUCGUCUUCGCUCGCUCCCAAAAAAAUUAGCGCAUUCUAACAGCCAUGGCUUCCACAGAACCUCCUGCCGCCGUUACACCGCCGUCCUCCAAGCCCAACCUCCUCCCUCUGGCCUCCACCACAAUUAUCACCCCCUCCGCCGCAGCGUCAGUCGCAGUCGCUCCAACCGCCUCCUCUUCCUCCCCCGCCACUCCCUCAGUCACAACACCUCGACCUAUCCCUUCCGACGCCGAAGUCGUCCACAUCCCUAGCUACUCCUGCUGGUUCUCCUUGGGCGACAUUAGCGAAUGCGAGAUCCGCUGUCUGCCGGAGUUCUUCGAUUCUCGGUCCCCUUCGAGAAACCCUAAGGCGUACAAGUACAUCCGUGACUCCAUCGUCAAGCAAUUCAGGCGGAAUCCUUCCUCGAAGAUCACCUUCACCGAAGUCAGGAAGACGCUCGUCGCCGACGUCAUCUCCAUCCGCAAAGUUUACGAUUUCCUCGACGCAUGGGGCCUCAUCAAUUACUCCCCAGCUGCAUUGAACAAGCCUUUGAAGUGGGAAGACAAGGAUUCCAAGUCCUCCCAACACGCCACCGAUUCGCCGGCAGGGCCUUCCUCCGACUCCACUCCUCCCGUCAGGGAAACCUCAAAGCGGCUUUGUGGUAGCUGCAAGUCCGUCUGCAGCAUAGCUUGCUUUGCUUCCGACAAGUACGACAUAACUCUUUGCGCACGGUGCUUUGUGCGGGGGAAUUAUCGGGUGGGACUUAGUUCUUCAGAUUUCAAGCGGGUUGAGAUCAGCGAUGAGAUGAAAACAGAUUGGACGGAGAAAGAGACUCUGCAACUUUUGGAAGCGGUUAUGCACUAUGGUGAUGACUGGAAGAAGGUUGCACAGCAUGUUGGUGGUAGAAGUGACAAAGACUGCAUCACCCACUUCAUUAAGCUUCCCAUGGGGGAACAGUUUGCUUCUUCCGCAGAAUUUGGAUCCAGUAUCAACAAGCUAAACCAGAUGAAAGAUGAUAACAAUAUUAGCUCUUCCUCCUCCCCUAGUAAACGAUUGUGCCUUUCACCUCUUGCAGAUGCAAGCAACCCAAUAAUGGCUCAGGCUGCUUUUCUAUCGGCUUUGGCUGGCACAGGGGUUGCUGAAGCUGCUGCUCAAGCAGCUGUAACUGCAGUGUCCGAGAUGGGACAGGGAGAACCCAAGGCUGACAUCAGAAGUCUUCAUGGGGUUCAAGGAUUGCAAGAUGCCAGUAUUACAUCCAAUGGUAGUGGCAUACUCAAGUCUGUAGAAGAGGCUCAUUCAGGUGUAAAUCCAAAGCCGGAGGAGAAGGAGAAGGUAAAUGUUGAGGAAGAGAUUCGUAGAGUUGCAGAGGUACAGAUGAAGCAGAUCCAAGAGAAGAUCAUGCACUUUGAGGAGAUUGAUUCACAGAUAGAAAAAGAGUGGAAACAGAUGGAACAAAUGAGAGAUAUCCUGUUUUAUGACCAGUUGAACCUCUUAAAGCACGAAAGAGCAAUCCGGAAAAGUGGUCAGCAAGCAGCGGAGGGCGUGAGAACACAGGGUGAUUUUGUCAGUUAGAUGUAUGUUUCGUAGUAUAAGAAAAUUUCCCGAGUUUGUUUCAAGUAUUUUGUCAAGGUAAAAGAAGAGUAGAUAGUUCACUCCACUGGAUGAUGUGUAACAAAAUUAGAGAAACUAUGCUUGCCGCUGUUAACUUACUCAG
Linum trigynum is the source of this 1851-nucleotide messenger RNA. Lineage: Eukaryota; Viridiplantae; Streptophyta; Magnoliopsida; Malpighiales; Linaceae. The record is from the annotation of a GenBank genome assembly.